Molecule: messenger RNA, 2460 nt
Organism: Sander lucioperca (pikeperch)
Lineage: Eukaryota; Metazoa; Chordata; Actinopteri; Perciformes; Percidae
Gene: rflna
Product: refilin A
Exons: 4
Coding region: 402-1064 (220 amino acids)
Biological process (GO): negative regulation of chondrocyte development; actin filament bundle organization; negative regulation of bone mineralization involved in bone maturation
Cellular component (GO): actin filament bundle
Molecular function (GO): filamin binding
Source: RefSeq, a predicted model, not a curated record
UCCACUGGAGAACGCACACACACAUACUCUCAAACACUCGGUCACACACACACAGUCAGAGCCGAGAAGAGGAGCUCUCCUCCUGAUCGGUGCCAGACGCACGGUCGACUUUUUGUUUUUGCGCGAGUUUUACUACGUUUUAGUUAAGUUUUUUAUUUUUUAUUUUAUUUUUUUAUUAAGAAUAAUACUUUGGUGUCAAGUUUGGAUUUUCUUUAAAUUUGUGGUUGAUUUGUCACGCCUCUUUGGAAUAUAUUUCGGGAUUAAAGGUGGAUACUUCACGACGCGCAGAAGUCAUCUUGAAAAAGUUCGCCCAGCAGGAUUGUUUCUUUUCGACGCAGGAGCGCGCAACUUGUCAGUGCGACUUCGUCUGGGGUGUUUCUUUGACUUGAGUCGUCCCAGAAAUGGUGGGGCACCUACAUUUACAAUCGAUGGAUGAUAGCCUGAAAGGAAAGAACCGGGAAGGGCUGCUCGACAGUCCGGAUUCGGGGUUGCCUCCCAGUCCCAGUCCGCCCUUCUGCUCACUCUCUCCGGGUCUGAUCGAGUCGCGCUCCGGCAGCUGCACGACGCCCGUCGAAAGUCAUCAUGGAUAUUAUAAAAAGGAAAGCAGAGAAGGCAAACUGCUGCCCUACCUGCUGCUGAACUCCACCGGCACAGACCCAAAGACUCGCAUGCACCCCGUGUUCUUCGGAGAAAGCAUUGAGGUCAACCCCAAACCAGAGCAGGAAAUCAAGUGCAACUCCGAGGUCAAGUACGACUCCGACAAGCACUACCGGGACCAGGUCUACUGCGCCCCUGUUCCCAUGCCCACUUCCUUCAGCGAGACAGUGGUGGCUGUGCGAAACUGCACUUGGAAGAGCUAUAAGUCCCAGGUGUAUCUGGAGCCGCGGCAGAAACCUAUCAGCUACCAGAGCACCACCAUUAUCUACCCGAAACACGCCAAGAACACUUACCGCACCACGCUCAACUACAACGCCACGGGCUCCCGCCGCUGGUUUGUGUCCACAGUGCAGCUGGAGUCGAGUGAGGAUACUAGUCCCUGUAUCAUCUACACAGAGGACCUGUAGGGCCCAGACCACACAGGGAGAGGGCUACCUGGUGAUCAUUCUAUUUGUUUUGGAGGACAAGGAACUUGGGAAGGCCCGCAUUGAAAGGGAAAUACUUCAAGUAAUACCCGGAGCCCCUAAAAACCCUACUCUGUUCAUGUAUACUCGCCAUGGAGGAAACUCUGGGAACCCUUUAGUGACAUUUCCCCUGAGUGUUUUUAGACUUUCUACUGAUGCAGUCUUUAAAAAAGGGAGUCUGUCCUCUGGCAGUUUAAAGCUGCACUUCAAUGGUUAAUGUCUUAUUUAAUACAAGAGCUGACAAAUUGGUGGCCUUUGCGUUCUUUCAGGUUGGAUUGUAACCUCAGUGAAGGUAACAGACUGUAGACAUCUGUGUAUGUAGAGAAACGCCAAGAUGACACGUGUGGUGGAUUUCAGCCGAGCCUGCACAAACCCAUUCACACCAAUGCAAAGCUUUCUAAUAUGGCUCUGUUGCACUUGUUUUCUAUAUAUCACAGUCGUCCCAGUGGACUUGGCUAGAUGGGGAGAUUUCAGAACUGCAUGAAAAAUUGGACCAAAGAUAGUUGGAACAGUUUAUCUCUUUGUAAUAACUCCACACACAGACAUAACACUUGGUUUUGUUGUACAGUUUUAAUUAACACACAUUCAAACAGCAGCUUGUGUAGUUUGAUCAAGCAUUUAAUUAAACUCAACUGCACAUUGCCAGGUGUCUGUAGAAUUACAGAUCACAGCACAACAAAAACAGACUGCCUUGAGAAUAUUUGAAAAAAUAAAUAUUCAGCCGUGUUGGAUCACUGCAGUUAAACACCUGUUAAACCUGUCUGUUGAACUUAAUUUGAAUAAUUUGGUUAAGAUAAUAUAGGAGUUAAGGGUGUUUACAGGUUUCCUAACAGGUUCUUGUUAGCUUGUUUGGCAUCAAUGAAGUUUAAAAAACUUAAUUAUUAUUUAUUAAGAGUUGAACACUUAAAAGUUCAGUUAAUCUGUUCUGGCAGUCUGGAACCUCUCAGUUCAUUUUAGAUUUUCAAGGAGGCAUUAUCAUGGAUGUAUUGAGCUGUUAUCAACGAUGCAGACCAAAAUGCCUCUGCACGCAAUUGAAUUGACCUACAAUCAAUCAGAGCAACGAAACAAGCAAGUUGGGGUGGUGCUUGGUCCGUUUUGAAGCAGGAAAAAAACAGCGGCCAGGUCACAGUAACAAAAUCUUAAUUCAUAUUUCAUCAGCACCGCCUACUUUGACAGUUUGAUCUGAGUUUCGUUGCCUUGGUGCAUUGCGCUGGACAGUAUCCAAGUUACGUCCAGUUACCAGGCUCCCAGGAAGUGCACCGGGUGUUGAAGCAAAUUGAACAUAGUGGCCAAACAGUGGAAUUACAACUCCCGGCCCGUCACGUGAUGUUCUCUGGCC